UUCCAGACUGGUUCCAGACUGGUUCCAGAGCGGCCAGUAAAACCACUUCCACAGGAAAAAGUCACAUCACAAUAAUGCCUCAAUAAAAAUCUAGUGAUGUCAUAUAUUUAGAUGUUUCCUAGUAAAGAGAACAGUAAGGAGAGCCAGUUAAAAUGUAUCAAUAAAUGUAUACAUAAAUAAGUAAUAAAUAAUGGAUGAUUAAUGUGUGAUUAACUAAAUGAAAGUUGAUAGAGCUGAUAAAUAUUAUUAUUCAAUUAAAUAAAUUGUAAUUAAAUUGGACAUAAAUGUAUAACAUGAAUUCAUUUCUAAAUGUUCCUUUCCUUUAUUCUUCAUUAUAUCUAUUUUUACUGUAAAAUAGUCAACUUUUCAUGUGAUAACAACAGAAACCCCUUUUUCAGCUUUGUGAGGGGCAUUUUGUGUCGUCUUCUCUUCUUUUUGUUGUUGUUUUUUUCAACACAAACCACUGAGUCACACACUAGAGCAGCUGGAGCCAAAAGCUGCUUCUCCGCCAUUUAGUCAGUUUUUACUAAGAGCAUGAUGAGGAAAAAACUGCUAAAAGAAUCUAGUUGUAGUCUGUAAAUAGUGACCCUGAAAGAUUGACAGUCUGUCUAAAAUCUCAGUGUGAGACUAAAAACUCUACAUUCUUGUCUUUCCAGGAGUCUUUUCUAAAUCUUUUCAAAGUCUUCUGGUAUAUAGGGAGCAUUAAGCAGUACUGGAUGCAAAGUCCAGGUCCAGUGUUGCACGGACUCCACUCCGUGAUUUCCCGUCAGCCCCAGCGGCUUCUGUGGCCGGUGUGUGUGUGUGUGAGUGUGUGUGUCUGUGUGUGUGGAGCGGAGUGUGUUCAGAGUGCAGCGGAGCGCGGCUGCCGGAGCCUUGUGUCGCUGUCAGGGAGGGUUAAAGCCGGACUUAGCGGAGCAUAAGCGGGGAGGGCAGGCCCGGGUCCCCGGCUCCACAUCCAGGAGCGUCUGGAUCACAACAAAGCCGGAGAGAGUGAGGGGGGCUCGGCUGGCUGCUGCGCGGCGCGGCGCUGCGGGGGAUGUGCGCACACAAUGGGAGAGGAGCUGGCACGGUCCGGGACGCGGCGCUAGAAUAAUAUCCCCCCCUCAGUUUGUUUGGAAUGCGGCCGCGGGUCCCGGAGCAGGACUCCCGACGGUAAGGACAUCCUCUGGCCGGACAGGAGAGUGUUUUCCCGGCCGGGGGUCGCCUCGGUGUUCCGGACAGAGCGCCGCUGUGAACCCGGAGCCAGCAGCGGAGGACGCGCCUGUUUGUUGCAUUUGUUGCCAGUUUGAAUUCCGCUGGGAUGAACACGGAAUGUGUUUCCUGCGUCAAAGUCCGCGCUGUUUGCACAUCUGGAUGAGUCGGUUAUUGCCCCCCAGCGUCUUCUUCUGUGGUGCUGUUGAACCCAUUUAACCGUCCGUAGAGAAGGUCAGUCAGAGAAAUAGAAGAAAAAAGUCAAAAAGCACUAAAAAGCCAGUUUGUAAUUGUUGUUAGUGAUGUACCUGCUGGACAGUCCGUGCACUGACAGGAUGGAGAGGGGCACGCCUCAGAGGAAAACCGUCUACAGGAUCUCCCUCACCCUGGUGAAGAGGGAGAGUUUAGAUGCUGAUGAUGAUGAUGAGUCGGGCCCCCAGCGGGCGGAGAACCCCAAGGUGGGCUCCUUCAGGAGAGAGGGCUCUGUGGACGUCCAGCGGAGCGGCCUGCUGGAGCAGCUGAAGGAGGUGGAGAACGAAUCGGACGACUUCUCGUCGUCGCACGGCUUCAUGAGGAACUUCAGGACGUUCAGCACGGGCCAGCUGGAACUGGGGAGGCUAAAGCUCGCGAGGAAGCUUCGCCUGCAGAAAGAGCUGAAGGAGAAGGCCAGCAGCCCGGUGGCAGAGCUCAGCAGAGAGGCCUCUGAGAACAUGUGCAGCCAGGGGAACACUCAGGGGCAGAGAGGCGAGCAGGAAACAGAGGAUUCAGACGGACUUAAAGAGGAUAUUUGCACUGAAACUCCACAAACGGAUGUAGAGAACGGUGUGGACAAGAAGAGGAGGCUCCUGAAGGCGAAGAGCAUGGAGGAGAGGAGCUCGGUUCCUCCUCCGGACACUAAAAUGUGUCAUUCCAAAAGCAACGGCAAAGACGCCAAAGUGUCCUCCCCUGAGACGCCCCCUCUGAAGCGUCCGCCCGGCCUGCUGCGCCGCAGCUUCAGCUUCAGACACUGGACGGGUGGCGAGCUGCUGCGUCUGAGGGCGCUCUCCAAAGACAAACACCACAGCAGCUCCGGCUGCAUCAGCCGCGAUGCUGCACCGGACGGCAGCGAGAAGGACGCCGAGUCUCCCGUGGCGCCCCGUGCUCCUCGCCUUGACCCCACCAGGCAGAAGAGCAGGACUCUGGAGGUCGGCGCCGUCCUAAACAAGACGGAUUCCAUGUCGGAGCUGAGCCGCUGGGAGAGAGCGAGGGGCAACAAGAACCGCACGCUGGACAACAGCGACCUGCUGCGGCUGGCGGCGGAGAAGGAUGGCUCGGGAGGCUUCCUGCUGAGGGGAGGAGGAGGGCGCUCCAGCGAGAGGCGGCUGGUUCGCUUCUUCAGCGGGAUCUUCUCGAGGAGGGACGGGGCGUCCACCUCCACCCCGGUGGGAAGCCCCAGCACCAGCCGCUCCCUCCGGCGGAGCAAGAGAGGGGUGCUGUCCCAGUCAAGCACCGAGAGCAUGAACGGAGGAAGCACUGAAGACGCGUUCGUGAACAGUCAGGAGUGGACGCUGAGUCGGACUGUGCCCGAACUAAAAGUGGGCAUUGUGGGUAACUUGGCCAGUGGUAAGUCGGCGCUGGUGCACAGGUACCUGACGGGGACGUAUGUGCAGGAAGAGUCGCCUGAAGCUGACGUGGACGCAGGAGGCCGCUUCAAGAAGGAGAUCGUGGUGGACGGUCAGAGUCACCUGCUGCUCAUCAGAGAUGAAGGAGGCCCCCCGGAGCCCCAGUUUGCCUUGUGGGUGGACGCUGUGAUCUUCGUCUUCAGUCUGGAGGACGAGAUCAGCUUCCAGACGGUCUAUCACUACUUCAGCCGCCUCGGCAACUACAGAAACGCUGCCGACCUGCCGCUGGUCCUGGUCGGCACGCAAGACGCCAUCAGCUCGGCCAACCCCCGAGUGAUCGACGACAGCCGGGCCAGGAAACUCUCCAACGACCUGAAACGCUGCACGUACUACGAGACCUGCGCCACCUACGGCCUCAACGUGGAGCGAGUCUUCCAGGACGUGGCCCAGAAGAUCGUGGCCACCAGGAAGAAGCAGCAGCUGUCCAUCGGGCCGUGCAAGUCGCUGCCCAACUCACCGAGUCACUCGUCCGUCUGCGCCACACAAGUGUCCGCUGUCCACAUCAGCCAGACGAGUAACGGCGGCGGCAGUCUGAGCGACUACUCGUCGUCAGUGCCGUCCACGCCGAGCACGAGCCAGAAGGAGCUCCGCAUCGACGUCCCGCAGACCACCAACACGCCGACCCCCGUCAGGAAGCAGUCCAAACGCCGCUCCAACCUCUUCACCUCGAGGAAGGCGAGCGAGCCGGACAAGGACAAGAAAGGCCUGGAGGCUCGAGCCGACAGCAUCGGCAGCGGGCGCGCCAUCCCCAUCAAACAGGGCAUGCUGCUGAAGAGGAGCGGUAAAUCCCUCAACAAGGAGUGGAAGAAGAAGUACGUGACGCUGUGUGACAACGGACUGCUCACCUACCACCCCAGCCUGCAUGACUACAUGCAGAAUGUGCACGGUAAGGAGAUCGACCUGCUGAGGACCACGGUGAAGGUGCCGGGGAAGAGGCCACCGCGUGCCGUGUCCACCUGCGCCGCCGUGCCAAGUCCAAAAACCAACGGGCUCACCAAGGACAUGAGCAGCAUGCAGCUCGGACAAACUCCAGGUUCGGUGACCACCAGCUCGUCGGUGUCUCAGAUGGCGAGCGGAGUCAGCCUGGUGUCCUUCAACAGUCGCGGCCUGGAGGGGAUGCAGCAGCGCUCCUACUCUGUGUCCAGCGCUGACCAGUGGACUGACGCCACCGUCAUCGCCAACUCCGGAGUCAGCACAGAUACGGGUCUGGGAGACUCGGUGUGCUCCAGUCCAAGUAUCUCCAGUACUACGAGUCCCAAGAUGGAGCCGCCGCCGUCGCCACACGCCAACCGUAAGAAGCACCGCAGGAAGAAGAGCACGAGUAACUUCAAGGCGGACGGCCUCUCUGGUACUGCAGAAGAACAAGAAGAGAACUUUGAGUUCACCAUCGUAUCGCUGACGGGGCAGACGUGGCACUUCGAGGCCACUUCAUACGAGGAGCGCGACGCCUGGGUCCAGGUCAUCGAGAGCCAGAUCCUGGCCAGCCUGCAGUCCUGCGAGAGCAGCAAGAACAAGUCUCGCCUGACGAGUCAGACGGAGGCCAUGGCGCUGCAGUCCAUCAGAAGUAUCCGAGGAAACGGACGCUGCGCCGACUGUGAAGCACAGAACCCAGACUGGGCAAGUCUGAACCUCGGGGCCCUGAUCUGCAUCGAGUGCUCGGGCAUCCACAGGAAUCUGGGCACCCACCUGUCCCGGGUCCGAUCUCUGGACCUGGACGAGUGGCCACUAGAGCUCAUCAAGGUCAUGUCGGCCAUUGGCAACGAGCUCGCCAAUAGCGUGUGGGAGGCCAACGCGCAGGGGCGCCUCAAACCUGCACCAGACGCCAGCAGGGAGGAGAGAGAGCGUUGGAUCCGGGCCAAGUACGAGCAGCGGUUGUUUGUGGCGUCGCUGCCCGGCACCGACCUCUCUCUGGGCCAGCAGCUGCUGAGGGCCACGGCCGAGGAGGACCUCCGCUCUGUGGUCCUGCUGCUGGCCCACGGCUCCCGCCAGCAGGUCAACGAGACCUGCGGGGACGGAGACGGACGCAACGCCUUGCACCUGGCCAGCCGCAAGGCCAACGUGGUCAUCACGCAGCUCCUCAUCUGGUACGGCGUGGACCUGAUGGCGAGGGACGCCCACGGGAACAGUGCGAUGGCGUACGCCCGGCAGGCCAGCAGUCAGGAGUGCGUGGACACGCUGGCUCAGUACGGCUGCCCUGACGAGCGCUACCCGCUCAUGGCCACGCCCAACCUGUCACGCCGCAACACCAACCGCAACAACAGCUGCAGCAGCGCCGGGAGCGCCGCCCUCAUAUGACCUCGGGAGGCCUCGCCACCUGACUCGACCACAAACUGACCCCGUUUGGGAGAGCUUUUAUUUUGGGAACCACUACCUGUCGUGACUCGGCCGUCUGCGCUGCAUCCUUCUGGGGGGAGAGACCCCAGAGCAUGAUGGGAAAUGUGGUCCAUGAUCGACCGUCCACAAACGACGUGGCCGGCUCAUCGGAGCAUCUUGGGAAAUAAUCACGUGACUUUUUACAGCCAAUGGCGGCCAGUCUGAAGCUCCAGGGACAUCAUACCUCAUCACACACACACUACAUGAAAAGUUCCCGCUCUCUGAGUCCAAAACUGAUUUUUACCCAACAGCCAAUCAGAAACGUGUCUCACCAAAACAUAUCGUCGACUCUGUGAAACGAAGAAAACUGUGAGACAAAAAUAUCACGAAGGAAACAAGCGGGGAGUCUUCGUAGCAUGCCCACAUCAUCAUCAUCAUCAUCAUCAUCAUCACUCGAGGACUCCCCGCCCCGCAGCAUCAGUGUUUCACCUCUAUUUUUAAUUUUAUUUCAUGACUUCUGGAACUCUCCUGCCUUCACACAAUUUUUUUUUUAAAUGUGAAAAAUAUAUCAAUGUUUAAGAGGAAAAAAAUCUGAUCUUAGAGGUAGAAAAGAAGUGUGGUAGAUCGCAUGUCCUAAACACUUUUUGCCUCUUUUUUUUCCCUCCAGUUAAUUUAAGGCAUUUUUCCUGGAUUGUGUAUAUUGUAUGUUGGUGUGCAUUGCUGGACCAAUCGUUUGAAAUGUCAACCUAGGGAAGGCUUUUCUUUGGGAGGGUGUAUAAAGUCAUUAAUGUACAGAAGCUCUUGCCAGGCUCAGGGACCGGAGACUGUCGCCUAUAAACAUCUUCAACUCCUCUUUUUCCAGCGUUCUUAAAGUUUCGGGUUUAAUUUGUUUUCACUUCAGGCUUGAUGAUAUGAAAUAUGUCACAUUUUUCUCGAUAACCAUGAAUAUAGCAAUCUGGAUCUCGACUCACUGUUUCAAACACAGCAAGAAGUUUUCAUAUUGCUCUUUUCGUCCAGCUAAAGGCCCAAAACACAAAGACAAAUUCACAGCUAACAGACGAAGGGACAAAUGAAUUAAUGUGAUUACUGAGGGCUGAAACCAGCCAGUCCAGAUCAAACCUACACUGCAAAAAAAGUUGUUUAGUAUAAAAACCAGAUAAAAACAGUAAAU
Molecule: messenger RNA, 6336 nt
Organism: Centropristis striata (black sea bass)
Lineage: Eukaryota; Metazoa; Chordata; Actinopteri; Perciformes; Serranidae
Gene: agap1
Product: ArfGAP with GTPase domain, ankyrin repeat and PH domain 1
Exons: 19
Coding region: 1494-5147 (1217 amino acids)
Cellular component (GO): nucleus
Molecular function (GO): GTPase activity; GTPase activator activity; protein binding
Source: RefSeq, a predicted model, not a curated record